Brassica napus (rape) is the source of this 516-nucleotide messenger RNA. Its product is annotated as F-box/kelch-repeat protein At4g38940-like. Gene Ontology annotation, molecular function: protein binding. The record is from RefSeq and is a predicted model, not a curated record. The transcript is spliced from 2 exons. Bases 1 to 516 code for a protein of 171 amino acids. Lineage: Eukaryota; Viridiplantae; Streptophyta; Magnoliopsida; Brassicales; Brassicaceae.
AUGGUCAUGGCUGUGUUCAAUACUGAAACACAAAUAUGGGAGACUGCGACAGAGACUAUGAUAGGUCGGCCCUAUGGUUGUGUGGUGAUGGCUGGUAAGAUGUACACGAGGGAUGGUCGUAACAGCUUUGUUUACGAUCCAAAGGAGAGUAAAUGGGAGACAGACAAGAGGCUGAAUAUGUUUAAGUGGCAGGGCGGGUGUGUGGUUGAUGACGUAUUGUAUUACUUCGAUAAUCGUGGUGGGAAGGUGUUGAGAGCUUAUAACCCAAGAAAGAGUAGUUGGGUAGUGGUGAAAGGUUUGGAAAGAUUGGUGGCUGAAGGGAGAUUUUCAGAAUCGUAUUACACUGGGAGUUGCGAUGGGAAGCUGGUUUUGUUUCUCUCUAAAGACCGUAUGACAAAAGGUAUCCGGUGUGCGCAGAUUUCACUGGAAAGGAGGCACCACCAGGGAAGAAGUGAGAUUUGGGUGGCAAAGGUUUUAGUGACUCUCGGGCUGGUUAAGCUUAUUCUUGUCAUAUGA